Molecule: messenger RNA, 1035 nt
Organism: Cicer arietinum (chickpea)
Lineage: Eukaryota; Viridiplantae; Streptophyta; Magnoliopsida; Fabales; Fabaceae
Product: chalcone--flavanone isomerase 2
Biological process (GO): flavonoid biosynthetic process
Molecular function (GO): chalcone isomerase activity
Source: RefSeq, a predicted model, not a curated record
GUGAUUAGUUGACCUUGAGGUAGGUAGGGAUUUGAUUUGAAAGGUGAAGUUGUGGUGUACGUGUAUAUAAUCACCUACCUACCAUUCCUGAUUCUAAGUUCUAACUAUAUAUUAUUGUAAUUGUAUUCUCCAAAUCUAGAGAGCAAUGGCGUCGCUUCCCGUAACCGCUUUGGAGAUCGAGAACAUCGUAUUCCCUCCCACCGUUAAGCCUCCUGGAUCCUGCGACACCUUAUUCCUCGGCGGCGCUGGAGUCAGGGGUCUUCAAAUCCAUGACAAAUUCGUUAAAUUCACCGCUAUUGCCAUUUAUUUGCAGUAUACAUCUAUUCCCUUCCUCGCCGAUAAAUGGAAGGGUAAGUCUGCUACUGAACUAACGGAAACCGUCCCCUUCUUCAGGGAUAUUGUUACAGGUCCAUUUGAGAAAUUUAUGCAAGUGACAAUGAUCUUGCCAUUGACUGGGCAACAAUACUCAGAGAAAGUGUCAGAAAAUUGUGUAGCUAUUUGGAAGUCUCUUGGGAUUUAUACUGAUGAAGAAGCCAAAGCAAUAGAGAAAUUUCUUUCUGUUUUCAAAGAUCAAACAUUCCCAUCGGGCUCUUCUAUCCUUUUCACUGUAUCACCUAAGGGAGCAGGAUCAUUAACGAUAAGUUUCUCUAAAGAUGGAUCCAUUCCAGAGGUUGAGUCUGCAGUUAUAGAGAAUAAACUACUUUCAGAGGCUGUGCUUGAGUCAAUGAUAGGUGCACAUGGCGUCUCCCCUGCAGCAAAACAGAGUUUGGCCUCUAGAUUAUCUGAGUUAUUCAAAGAGGGUUCUGAUACUAGUAUAUCACCAAAAUGAAGAUGAAAGUUCUGUUCUACAAUAAAGACCAAGCGGAAAUUUUAUCUUAGGUCCACUUUCAAAUUACCUCUUGGCGACUAUUCAGUGUAUUAAUUAAGAGUGCGUUUGUUUCAAGUUGUAAUGGUAUUAUUUUAGCAAAACUGAGUUGGGAAAUGCAACAAUUUUAUGUUUAAGUCAAUCUUUGAUAAUUAUUUCAUUUCCAUGAA